Clupea harengus (Atlantic herring) is the source of this 3619-nucleotide messenger RNA. RefSeq names its product leucine rich repeat and Ig domain containing 1b (gene lingo1b). The record is from RefSeq and is a predicted model, not a curated record. Gene Ontology annotation, molecular function: protein binding. Gene Ontology annotation, cellular component: plasma membrane. NCBI's taxonomy places the organism in Eukaryota, Metazoa, Chordata, Actinopteri, Clupeiformes, Clupeidae.
GCUCCUCCCUCCACCUUGCACAGUAGCGGCUCCUCCUUCUCCAUCUUUUCCUGCUCACUCUGUGCCUCUGUCUCCUAGGUACAGCAUGUAUGUGAUCAUAUCUGAGCGUGUGUGCCUGUGUUUACAUGCCAUCCUCCAUCUGAGAGCCCAAUGUCUGCAUCUAGAGGAGCCGACCCCGCUGGCGCUCCCUUCUAAAUGGUUCCUGUGUCUUUAGGGGUUUUCCCUAUGACUGUCUUCAAAGGCCCGAGAAUCUCUCUCCAGCACUCAAAGGCAAUUUGGAUUUAACACCAAUCGUGGCAGCAUGGAAUAGCCCAACGGUCGGAUUCUCUGCAUGACGAUUGUGCAGGUAACCAGCAGGAUGGCGGCUGGCGAGGCAGGGGGGUCCAACUACCUGGUGGCCUGCUGGCAGCCCAUCCUGAUCCUGAUGCUGGGCACCGUGCUCUCCGGCUCUGCCACGGGCUGCCCGUCUCGCUGUGAGUGCGUUGGCCAGGAGCGCUCAGUCGCGUGCCAUCGGCGUAAGCUCAUAGCGCUCCCCGAAGGGAUCCCCAUCGAGACGCGACUGUUAGACCUCAGCAAAAACCGCCUGAAGACCAUCAAUCCAGAGGAGUUUAUCAACUAUCCCCACCUGGAGGAGCUGCAGCUGAAUGAGAACAUAAUCUCCGUCAUUGAGCCGGGAGCCUUCAACAAUCUUUAUGGCUUGCGGACGUUGGGCCUGCGAAACAAUAAGCUUAAGCUCAUUCAGCUGGGUGUCUUUACAGGAUUAAGCAACCUGACCCAUCUGGACAUCAGCGAGAACAAGAUUGUCAUUCUGCUGGACUACAUGUUUCAGGACCUGUACAACCUGAAGUCGCUGGAGGUGGGAGACAACGACCUGGUCUUCAUCUCCCACCGAACCUUCCAUGGCCUCAGUGGCCUGGAGCAGCUCACCAUAGAGAAGUGUAACUUGACCUCUCUGCCCAAAGAGGCCUUAAGCCAUGUCCAUAACCUGCUGACACUGAGGCUGCGGCAUCUCAACAUCAAUGCCAUUCGGGAUCACUCCUUCUGGAAACUCUAUCGCCUACAGGUGCUGGAGAUAGCACACUGGCCACUCCUGGAUACUAUGACCCCAAAGUCUCUCUAUGGGCUCAACAUCACUACCUUGUCAAUCACCCACUGCAAUCUCACAGCCGUCCCUUAUCAGGCUAUUCGCCACCUAGUUUACCUUCGCACUCUCACUUUGUCUUUCAAUCCUAUUCAUACUAUUGAAGGGAACCUACUGCACCACCUGCUCAGGCUUCAGGCCUUUCAUUUGGUAGGGGGUAGACUGGCCACGAUCGAGCCGUACUCCUUCAGAGGGCUUAACUACCUUAAAGUUCUCAACGUGUCAAGCAAUAUCCUCAGCACUUUAGAGGAAUCUGCCUUUCACUCAGUGGGCAACCUGGAGACCUUAGCGCUCCAUGAUAACCCCUUGGCCUGCGACUGCCGUCUCCUGUGGGUGUUUCGCCGACGCUGGAGGCUCAACUUUAAUCGUCAGCAGCCCACGUGCGCCUCGCCGGAGUUUGUGCAAGGCAAGGAAUUCAAGGAUUUCCCUGACGUUCUGCCAGCCAAGUAUUUCACCUGCCUUAAGUCAAAGAUCCGGGACCGCAAGGCCCAGCACAAAUUUGUGGAUGAGGGAACCACGGUUCAUUUUGCAUGUCAAGCCGACGGUGAUCCAGCCCCGGUGACCAUAUGGCAAACGCCACGGAAGCAGUUCAUCACCAUCAAAACCAUUGGGCGACUCAGCGUAUCCCCGGAUGGCACCCUGGAGGUGCGCUAUGCCCAAAUCCAAGACAAUGGCACAUACACGUGCAUCGCCAGCAAUGCAGGGGGAAAUGACACCCGGCUUGCCCACUUGCAUGUGCAGAGCUAUUCCCCCAACUGGCCCCAUCAGCCAAAUAAAACAUUAGCCUUCAUUUACAAUCAGCCCAGUGACAGUGGAGCCAAUGCCACCACAGGAAUGGUGCCCUUCCCAUUUGACGUGAAAACUCUGAUCAUUGCCACCACGAUGGGAUUUAUUUCAUUCCUCGGCGUUGUGCUCUUUUGUCUUGUUCUCCUCUUCCUCUGGAGCCGAGGGAAAGGCAACGCAAAGCCAAACAUUGAGAUUGAAUAUGUACCUAGGAGGACGGAUGCUGGCGACAGCAGUCCAACUGACGGGCCCCGUAAAAUCAAUAUGAAAAUGAUGUAAGAACAACGUUAGAGCUGAAUGAACAGUUUCUUUGAAGCCAUGCAGCUCAUUAUGUGAUUAUUAAUAGAGAUAUAAAUAUCUUGAAAAAAAAGCCAACCCCUCAGUGUUUUAAGAUUUCCAUCAACAGGUUCCUAAAAAUGCACACCUGGAUGGAACUACUGGAACUCAUGUGUAUGUGGAUUUGUAUGGGCAAUAGAUUGUUUAAAACUGAGUACAAUUCACUUUAUUUUCUGUGUAAGCCAGAACUCAAAAGGCAGAUUGUUAUUCGGGUCUGUUUUUUUUGUCUGUGGUUUCUUGUACAUUGUUAUUUCUAUGUACAUAGGGCAAUGCACUUGUUGUAUGCUAAUGUUAAAAAGAUGUUCAUGGGCUGGUGAGCCUAUUAGCGUGCAUGUAUUGUAUAAGCACAGAUAAAAUACAUGUCAACUCAAAAGACAACACCACCAUAAAAUCUCCAUUGUGAUUUUGGUGACAGUUUGUAUUACAUAGCCCUUAUUACAUUGUAACAGUGCCAUUCAGUACCAUCCAACAUACUAGUUAUCAAUGUGAAAAAGCACAUUGAACCUUUGAACUACCAUACCCUUAACCCACCCCAACUGUAACUGUAGUGCAAAAUCGUAGUGUGCUGUUAUCAUUACUCAUCAUUACUCCAUAUAUUACAUUGUAGCAAGGGCUAUAUAAGGGAAACUGUGACCAUUUUGUUUAUACAAAAUGAGACAACUACAUUACGAAUAUUUGAAAUAUAUAAAAAAUAUGCUUGACAAUCAUAUUAUAAAGGUCAAGUGUGAAAUGCUUAAAAAAAAGUUCCAUGCCAAGUUAUUACUGAAUUAAUGACAUCCGCUUAAAUGUUUUUGGCCAAAUGUAGCUUUAUGUUUCUUAAGGCUACCCGGCAGAGAUACAUACGUGUGGUGAAUAGUGUGACACUUGGUAGCCAUAAUGUGAAGGACACACCUGGUAACACAAAAGCAUUCAAGUCUCUAUUUACAAGUUGGUUUGGUAAACUCUGCCUUUUCUUCUCCCUUGUUUUCAGCAUAACUAACAAACAUUGUAAAGCAGGGUUUUGUAUUUGUUGAGAACUGUCUUGUGCUGUUCUUGGUUUCACAAGCCAUGGGGAACUCUGGGGGAAGAGUGUUUAUCAAACCUUGAAAUGCCAUCCUCACUGAUUUUGGGGUACAAAAAAUGUACAACAUUAAAACGGUAAGCUUUUAUAAAAUGUCGAUUUUCUUUUCUCUUCAACCUCGCAUACAAAAGUGUGUAAGAAAUGAAUAAAUGGAAAUGACCUUAGCUUAAAGAAGUAACCGACUGAUUACUGACAGAAGGGUAUGAAUGUAAUGCAGUGUAAGCAUAUCAUUUGGUAAGUGUUGAUCCCCAUUUCAUAAAGCGAAACCAUCAUGUUCUGGUAUGUUUUGCACAAUAGUG